Anneissia japonica is the source of this 3001-nucleotide messenger RNA. Its product is annotated as protein slit-like. NCBI's taxonomy places the organism in Eukaryota, Metazoa, Echinodermata, Crinoidea, Comatulida, Comatulidae. The record is from RefSeq and is a predicted model, not a curated record. The coding region runs from base 100 to 1131 and encodes 343 amino acids. The transcript has 2 exons.
CCAAAUACUUCGAAGACAGAAGCAAAAAUGAUUUAGUAUCAACUCGAAAAUUGUAGACCUAUACGUUAGAAGUAGUCAUUUUAGUAGUGCAUAAUCAGAAUGUAUCCAAGAAGAAGCGAAACAACCAGGAUACAGAGACUAGCACUCUUGUUCGUAUUUGCGUAUUCUACUACGAUGGUAUGGAGCUGCGUUAACACCAGAUCAUCUUGCCCUCCUGGAGUCAAGCAUUAUUGUAAAUGUGAGAAACACUUUAGUGUUGAAUGCAAUCAGUUCAUAUUUGGUAACAUGUCUGUACUGCCUUGUAAUUUAAAAAAAAUCGUUGUUCAAGGGAGCAAAUUAAAAGAAUUACAAGAUAAUAUAUUUCAACUACCUAUGUUAGAACAUUUGGUUCUACCUUACAAUAAAUUGAACACAAGGUGUAUUGGUGAAGACGCGUUCAAAAACCUUACAAGGUUGAUGACCUUAGAUAUCGGUUACAAUACAGAAAUAUUCAAAUUAAAAAAGGAGUGGUUUAAUGAUUUGUACUCGUUAACAACAUUUGAUGCUAGGAAUUGUAAGAUAAGGACGAUUCAUUACAAUAUAUUUGAAAACAGCGCAAACUUAACAUAUGUUUAUCUUGCCAAUAACAAACUACAUUACCUACAUGAAGGACUAUUCAAAGAUUUAGCAUAUCUAAAAGAGGUUGAUUUAAAAGGCAACUCGCUUUUUACGCUUCAUGCAAACGCAUUCAGUGGUUCUUUUGAAUUGCAGUCGAUAAUCCUUCGUCUAAAUAAAUUUACAACAUUCAAGGAAAGUUUUGGAAUUCAAGAUAUUGACGGAUUAGUUAAAUUAGACCUACGAGGGAACCCGAUCGCGUGCGAUUGUGACAUACGAUGGUUCCACGCCUGGUUACAGUAUACGAACGUGACCGUUAACGCAUCUUGCUACUGCUCUUCCAACUUGAUUGGUCUACAAGUAAAGGAGUUUGACACGAAUACUCUCCAUUGUACAAUUCAGGCCUGGGUGGUGGUGGUAAUUUCGGUAGUGUCACUUUGGUUGCUGAUAAUAUUUGUUGUGCUGCUGUAUCGGUUUAACAUAAGAAAAAUCUAUCACAGAUUGAGCCUCAGGUGGCAUUACAAACAAGUAUCGUAACAUCGGAAAAGUAUUAUAAAACAAGCAUUUUAAUUGGAUAGCGCAAAACAAUUUUUUUUCUGAUUGCAGAUUUGAUACCGUAUUAUACAAUUUGCGGAUGAUGUGUGACGUUAAAGGGAUUCCGUGUGGCCAUUGCAGAAUCAUAACUUGUACAAAAGCUGUUGUAAAGAUCGUGAUAUAUUGAUUAAACUUUAUUUAAGUCGUACCAACUUUAUACUCGUAGUUUGCAUUGGCACUUUCAAGAACUGUCUGUUAAAAGUCGAGCCAGAGUGGAUUUUGGGUUGGGUGGAGACAUUGCUGAAAGUCAAACUAGGCUGAAGCUUGGGCUGGAAUAUGGAUUCCGGGGAAAGUCCUGACAGGAUCUGGAGACAAUGAUUUUCCUACGAUCGUUGUUGCAGUUUGUAUUGUCAGCAGAGUGCCGCAAGGAUUUCUCCAACAGUUGAGCCACAAUUUCCUAAAAGAUCGUCUAAAGAUAAUCGAUCAUUUGAAGCAGUUAUAAAAAUAAUGAUCAAUUUGCAAAUAGUGGAUUAGGGAAUCUGGUUUUUUUUCUUUGAACAGACUAUAGGCAAGGGUGUUGUCAGAAGGGGUGCGGGGGAGGGAGCUACACAAACUUGAGAUGGUUCUAAUCAACAACACCUCAUCCCCACCAAGCAAGUGCAGUAUGGUCCCCACCUGACGCACGCGGCUGCGGUUGAUUAACUAGUAUUUCAGAGGUCUUAAAUACAUACAGUCAUAAAAAUAUGCAUGUUGUAGGCGGGUGGGGAGGGCUAAUUAACUCUGUUCAGUUUUCCUUUAAAUAUGCUCCUGAUAGACAGCCUGACACUGCCAAAUAUCAUGAUCAUUGUUUUUAACAGAUAGUUUUCAAAAAUACUUCUUGCUCAUAAGCCAUGGAAUGAAGAGAAUAUAUCCAGGGAGAUGUAUCUCUGUGUAUGAAUACAGCCGCUUGUAAAAAUUGAAAAAAGUGCUAAGCAUCACCGUUCACACACCAUCCAUAAACAAUAUUCUGCAUUGAACCAAAAAACUUCAAUGUAUAUUUUGGACUACUUCAUGGAUUUUGACACCAGUGAUCAUAAAACUCUCCUUUGAGAAUAAUAUAUGGGGUUCUUGGAUAGGUCACUUGGAGUGGUGCUAUCCUCUCUGAAUUCAAGUUUUUUGAUGGAGGAUUUAACUCCAGGAAGGGGAUCUUGGCAUAAAUUCAUGUUUUGAAAGAAUUUCUUUGGUCGAAUCAACUACUACUACUACUACUACUACUACUACUUGAUAUUUAAUGUAUUUGAUCAUCCUCCUAGAUGAAACAAGUUAUAAAAAUAAAAAAUAGGUCUGGACUUAAAUAUACAUAUGUAAUACCCAAAUUUAGUAAUUUAAAAGCAUUCCUUUGUUUUUAAUAGUUUAAUGAGUUUUCAAUCAAUAAACUUCCUUGUUUAGACUUGCGUAGUGUCUUUGGAUCUUUCAAAUCUUAAAGCAAGUAUCUCGCUAAUUACAGAAACAAUGCAAUUUUCUAUAAUCCAAGUCAAAGUUUCGGAAGUGUUUGUAUUUUGAUCAUGAGAAAAAAAAUAAUUGGUACUGUAUUUGCACGAAGAACCCUGCAAAUCGAGUAGUAUUGUAUUUCCACAAUUCCCAUAGUGUUGAGAUUUAUCAACUAGAUUACAUAAUAGCUUAAGAUAAAAACAAUGUGUGCAAUUGUUGAGUAAUUCGUUGCGUUUAAUAAUGGAACUUUCGGGAGCAUCAAUCAAACUUAACAAUCUGAACAGACCAUGAAUACGCACGUGUCUCACAAACACACGUCUUGUCCCACAAACACACGUCUUGUCCCACAAACACACGUCUUGUCCCACAAACACAAGUCUUGUCUCACAAACACACGUCUUGU